GGUUCGGCCCUUUUGGGGAGCACACAGUGAAUGCCAGCUGGAUCGCAGUCCAGGAGCUGGAGAAGCUGGGCCUGGGGGACAGCGUGGACCUGCACGUGUACGAGAUCCCGGUGGAGUACAAGACGGUACAGAGACUCAUCCCCGCCCUGUGGGAGAAGCACAGUCCGCAGCUGGUGGUGCAUGUCGGGGUGUCGGGCAUGGCGACCACGGUCACGCUGGAGAAAUGUGGGCACAACAAGGGCUACAAGGGACUGGACAACUGCCGCUUCUGCCCCGGUUCCCAGUGCUGUGUGGAGGACGGGCCAGAAAGCAUCGACUCCAUCAUCGACAUGGAUGCCGUCUGCAAGAGGGUCACCACGCUGGGGCUGGACGUGUCGGUGACCAUCUCGCAGGAUGCCGGCAGGUACCUCUGCGACUUCACCUACUACACCUCGCUGUACCAGAGCCAUGGCCGCUCGGCCUUCGUGCACGUGCCCCCGCUGGGCAAGCCCUACAACGCGGACCAGCUGGGCCGGGCGCUGCGGGCCAUCAUCGAGGAGAUGCUGGACGUCCUGGAGCAGUCGGAGGGCAAAAUCAGCUGCUGCCACGAACACUGAGGCCUCGGCUGCCCUCAGCCUUGUCGAGGACGAGGACAAGGACAAGCCCACCAGCCGCAGGUCCGACUUCCCACCUCUUCCUGUGCCUCAGCAGCGCCAGGCUGAUUUGAGGGAAGUGGCCUGAAGAUUGUUUUCCUGUCUCCCUGCGGUGCCACAGCUAGGGCCGCCCACCGUCUGCUUGUCCAGGUUUGUGGAGGGUGACGGAGCUCGGAGUCUCCCUGUCCCUGCCUGCUGUGAUCUGAAAGUUGCAUCAGGAACCUGGUCCCGAAAGCAUGUCUCCAAAGAGGGGCAGCCUCACACAGGGCCAGCUUUCGGAUCGGCUGGUUUCCCUUCCUUUUUUUUUGUCUUUUUGAGGCAGGGUCUCGCUAUGCAGUUCAGGCUGGCCUUGAGCUCACUUUGU
Messenger RNA from Chinchilla lanigera (long-tailed chinchilla), 996 nucleotides. RefSeq names its product pyroglutamyl-peptidase I (gene Pgpep1). The record is from RefSeq and is a predicted model, not a curated record. Gene Ontology annotation, cellular component: cytosol. Gene Ontology annotation, molecular function: pyroglutamyl-peptidase activity. Gene Ontology annotation, biological process: proteolysis. NCBI's taxonomy places the organism in Eukaryota, Metazoa, Chordata, Mammalia, Rodentia, Chinchillidae.